This is a messenger RNA of Neurospora hispaniola, 231 nucleotides long. RefSeq lists its product as uncharacterized. The transcript has 2 exons. NCBI's taxonomy places the organism in Eukaryota, Fungi, Ascomycota, Sordariomycetes, Sordariales, Sordariaceae. The coding region runs from base 1 to 231 and encodes 76 amino acids. The record is from RefSeq and is a predicted model, not a curated record.
AUGAUGAGAUCUCUUGUCAGGUCCAGGGCGUUGAGGCUGAAGUCCACAUAUGGGUCACAGGCUACGGACAAUUAUCCGAACGGGUGUCCUCUCCCUGGUUUCCUCUUCCUGUUAUCAUUCGAUCAUCGUCUGGCUCGGAAAAGAGUACACUACAUUCUCUUUGCCGCAAGGCCAAUGCUCGCCAUCGACAAGGGGACCUGGACAUACAAGGUUAUGUUUGUCAGUCUCUAG